AAGAGACAGAAGGAGGAAAACAACGAAACGAAAACGAACGGGGAAGGCCACAGUGUCAGAUAUGCCGACAGCAUACCCGCUCAGGGAGCCUUGACCAUCAUUUCGUGUCCCACAUGCCGAGAAGCGCCAUAGGAGAAGCGCCAUAGGAGAAGCGCCGAUGAAGAAGUUCUUCAACGACCAGCAGUGGGCUGUACUUGAUGAGAUGAGGCAGACCCUGUCAACGCGUCAGCGAGAGGCGGGAUGGGACCCAUCGCCGCCGAGCGGCCUGGCACCUUUCGUUGCUCUGAACGUCGGCGGCCGUCGGUUCCGAGCACGUCGCCAGACGCUGAGGGCUGUCCCAUCGUCACGGCUUGAUGAGCUGUUCUCGGGCCGGUGGGAGAGGCGAGUGCUCAAGGUGGCGGCUGCCGCCGCUGCUGGUGGUGAUGGUGCCUGCAGCACGUCAUGCAGCGUGCCGGAUGAUGAGUAUUUCCUUGACGUCGACAGCGGUGUGUUCCGGAAGGUGCUGUCACGGCUGCAGGCUAUCGAAGGCCGACACGAGGAGGCCAGCCACGUUCCUCGGCAGCUUGACCAAGACGACCCUGCAUGCGUCUUCUAUUUCGACUAUCUGCUGCGGCCUCUCCCUGCAGCCGAUGAGUCUUCACAGGAGGAGGAUGCAUCUGCGUCGAGCGACCAGCCACGCACCGCGCUUGCUGACGAGGUGGCGUCUAUCAGGCUCCAGGAGCUGGAUUGGGAGAGGCGGCUGAGGUGGGUGAUGCCUUUCUUCAGGACCAAGAAGGAGCGGGUGGUGUUGACACCAUUCCCCAUCUCUGAUGGUGACGAGAAUCGCGUAGUGAGCGUCAAGGUGUGUGGUGAGGAGGUCGCCAGCACCACAGACACACUCACGGGGCGGGCCAUCCCUGCUCAAACGCCCAUAUUGCGUCGCUUUGAUAGGUGAGAACAGAACUCACACCCACCCAAAGCUCACGCAUUCAUGGCCAUCUCACUUUUGCGUGCGUCUGCCCCUCUCUCUCAGUUUCUCGCAAGAGCUGCUCGACGUGCCCCUGGAGCACUUCUCGCUGUGCGUCGACUUCUAUCGCCGGUGCCGCUUCACACGGGAGAGCGGCCUCUCUGAUCUGGUGUGGCUGCCGCGGGUCGACAUCGCAGAGCGGGAAGGACUGCGGAUGGCACUGGGCAUGUACGGUAUCGACCCGCACGUGCCCACCUGCCCACAGGUACCCAUUGUGGGCACCUCGAGGAUCUUCGACGAUGCGGCGUAUGUGACCAACUUGGUGAGUGAAGAGGUGAUGUGUCUGCUGUGUCUGUCGGCGAGGCGAUCGCUGGGUGCGUCCUGGUUACCUGUGUGUGGUUCAGGUGUCGCAGAUCGGUAGGGUUGCAGGGGGAGGCGGUCAGAAGGUCAAGGCAAUGGAGCUUGUUUAUAGGUAGGUAGUAAGAGAGGAAAGGCAUUCACCGAAUGACGAGCCAGCAGCCAUCGAUGCAUCCAUCCUGUUAUCCCUUGCCCUGUCGUUAAAAUGUGCAGCGCGUCCACGGAUGGCUGGGACAAAUCGACGUGUCUUCAGCACAUGAGUGCCGACGACAACCCCUCAUCCGUCCUCUUCAUUCUCAAGACGGCCGACGGCCGCAGAGGAGGCGCCUUCUGUGAGCAACUCGACAUCGAGGCCUCGACCGUUGAGCGCGUCAUGUGCUUCGGCGACACCAUCGCAGAGCGCUUCCCGAGCGGCCACGCCCCGCCCUGCUACUACUCCAACGUCAACAUGCGCACCUCCGCCCUCAUGCCAUCCAAGCCCGUCAUCACGCUAGCGGCAUCGGACCAGUCGUUCGACGCAACGCAUGGCGGCUCAGUGUGGGGAGGCUCGACGAACGGCACCAUUUGGGCGGGCAUGACUAAUGGGUGGGGCUUCGAGUUGAAGAUUGGGGUACGUGGGGAUCUGCGGAUGUAUGAGGCCACGGUGAGGCGAAUGCAUAGAUUUGGGGGGCCGGUCUGUUGGUCGUUCAUCGCCGCUCACGGGCAGAUGGGGGAGUUGUUGAGGGGUCAGGGGAGGGUGGAUGAGCUGGAGAUCUGGCGAGUGGGGCAUGUCUGACGCGAUGGAUACAUACAUGGAUCUGGGCAGAGAGAGAGGCAGGGCAGGCCACCAUGUAUACAUAGAUGAACAUAUGGGUGGUGCGGCCCACGCCGUGUGGCAAGGGCCCCAUUGCAGGAGCGCGUUUGUUGAAAUUAUCGUUUUACAGUGUAUCCCUCCCACUUUUCAACAAACACACCCCAACACCUUUGUGUGUGCGUCAGUGGAGGGGCCAUCUUGACAUUGUAUGCAGACGAGCUCCGAGUGAAGUGAUGGAUUCGCAGGAGUCGCCUUCAUCGCCGGCAGAUGCAUCAGAAGUCGGUCAUCAGCGGGGCGGCCCUGGUCUCCAUCAUCGAUGGCUCGCCACAAUCGAUGCCCACAUCGCACAGCAACUCACCAAACGGUGCGCGCAGAACACACACACAGGCUGACUGACUGACUGACCUCUCUGCCUGUCAGUACUGUAUGUUUGCGUCUGUCUGCAUUCAGUUGGGUGGCGCAUAUCCCUCUGGUGACCGGGCUAACGGCCUUCACGACCAUAUUUCUUUGUCAGCUCUCGGCACAUUUCUUCUGCCAUACAUGUAUCCCUCGGGGCUCGUCACCGCCUGUGCCGCUGUGGGCGCCAACCAUCAGCCUCACGGGCAAUCACCCACCAGAGCGGUUCAUCUAUGCAGUGGGCUUCUCUGCAACCGCUUUGGUGAUGGUUCCCUGCACCCUCAUGGCCUGCCAUCUGCAAGUCAGGCUGCGCGCAAAGUGGACACGGAUCGUACUGAGUGGGGGAUUUCUGCUGGUGGCGACGGCCGGCCUGUUCAUCCAGGGGGUCAUCCCGCUGCAGCCUGAUAUUUUGAUGCUCAUGUACGGCGACAGGAUGGACAAAGUGACUGCCUUGUCGCUUGUGCAUCUGGCAUCGGCAGGUAGACACACUCAGGGAGACCGAUGCAUCCCAGUUGAUCAAAUGGGCCUCACGUGUCUGUCUGGAGUGUGUCAGGUGUGUUCUUCGUGUGUGCCUUCAUCCACGGGGCUCUAGUUACCCUGCUGUUGAUGCAGCACAAGAGCCCCCUCAUCCGGAUGCCAUCGCGACUGCUCAAGCUCGGCUGCGUGCUGGUGUUCCUCGUCAGCAUAGUCAUCAGCCCCGCCCUCCCUCACGCCUCAGCCAUGUAUGUGCACCGCCAGCCACAGACACACUCGUGAGAUAGCAGACUCACUCAGUCUUACCUCAUCCUCCUGUGUGUGUGUGUGUGUCUUUCAGUGAGCGUCUGAAUGCCAGUGGUGCGAGUCAGAGGCUUUGUGUGCUGUGCAUCAUCGUCUUCCUAUCGAGCUACACGCUGGACAUGGUGCAGCUGAGGGCGGCCUAUCUAGCGGGGGAGGAGGAAAGCCCUCUGACCAUGCCGAUGCCGGUGCGGCUGGGUGCGCCGAGCCACAGCAAGUCCCCCCCGCCCAGCCCACAGACACACGCGAACCCCAGUGAAUGAGUGAAGACCCAGACCCAUGUGUGACUAGUGUGUGCGAGACGUGCGACGUGUGCUCGUUCUUUGUCUGUGUCGAUAGCUAGCUGGCUCUUGACGUACGUGUGAGAUGGCUAUAUAUGCAUUUUGAUCAAUGCGAUGCGUCAGUC
Vitrella brassicaformis is the source of this 3672-nucleotide messenger RNA. Lineage: Eukaryota; Vitrellaceae. The record is from the annotation of a GenBank genome assembly.